UUACACAUUUUCUAAGUUCCCAUGGCAUGAUAGCCAUUCAUAUUCUUUGAUUCUUCUUCUUUGAAACGCAGUUCGUUUCACCCGACAAUCCAGAAGUUACUCAUUUACAUCGCGAGAGGUGUCCAACAAUGUCCACAAUUUAUGCCAUGGGCUCAAAUGGCUCAGGACAACUUGGAGUUGGUCAUAAAGAAGAUGUAUCGGUUCCCAAGCCGGUCAUUUUCGAAGAUGACAUUCCCGAAAGAGUCCAGAAAAUCGCAGCUGGAGGUAAUCACAGCCUCAUAUUGUCGACCACAGGUAAAUUAUACUGUUCGGGGGAUCCAUCCUACGGAGCCUGUGGGCUCACUCCCGAUUCGAACCUUGCUGGAUCAACAUUUCGACGUGUGAAACUUUCGGAUGAUUUCACAAUUAAUGAUAUACCAAUAGCAUUCUGCGCAGCAACUUGGGAAACAUCCAUUAUUGUCCAGCGAGAUGCAGAUGGUCAUGCAACGAAGGUGUAUUGUUUUGGUACAGGAAAUAGAGGGGAAUUAGGUCUGGGAAAAUUUCUGUUUCGAUCAUCCAAACCUCAGAUGAUUGAAAAAUUUCCACCCAGUGGGCUAGAAGUAGUCGAUAUUGCCACAUCUGUCAGUCAUGUGGUCGCUGUCUUGAGUAAUGGGGAUGUAUAUGGUUGGGGAAGUGGCCGAAAAGGACAACUUGGUCACCCUGACAGUGUCGUGUAUGCUCCUCGCAAGAUCGAAGGCCUCGAUUUCAAAGUUGUUAGAGCUAUCUGUGGAAGGGAAUUCACAUGUCUUUUGGCAGAGCCCUCCAGUGGUCAAUACAGAAUUAUAGGGUCUGACAAGUGGAACAUUAGAUCUUCAGCAGCGGAGAAAAUAUCUGGAUGGACAGAUGCUGGUAGCACAUGGGGAAGUAUUCUAAUAUUACAAAGUGAUGGGUCACUUAUUUCUUGGGGACGAGAUGAUCAUGGACAGUUGGCUCCAUCACAGUUACCAUCCGUGAGUCAAAUUGCUAUUGGCAGUGAGCAUGGUUUGGCACUCACCACAGAGGACGAAGUCUGUGCAUGGGGAUGGGGUGAGCACGGAAAUUGCGGACCGAAAACUAAAGAUGGAGAUGUGAAGGACACCUGGAAUGUAGUGGCGUCUACUAAAUACAUGCCAGUGGAAGCAAAAAUCUCAUAUAUCGGCGCCGGGUGUGCUACAAGCUGGAUCUGCCUCAACUCAUGAUAGCCUACGCAAGGUGGACAAAUCAUUAUUCUCACAAGCUACCCGCUAGUCCCUCAAGGGCUAUUUGCCUAGGACCCGAGAUUCCGACAUACCCAGUUGUCAGCAUGAGUAUGCGGGCUGCAUUCUUCAAGGUCAUUCCCGGACCCGGCCCAUUUUGUAAGAUCCGAGCAGUCUUGUAGCUCGUUGAGGUCUCUAUCUAUGAACGCCUACCCCAAGAUAUCACUCAUCAAACAUACCA
Molecule: messenger RNA, 1455 nt
Organism: Sclerotinia trifoliorum
Lineage: Eukaryota; Fungi; Ascomycota; Leotiomycetes; Helotiales; Sclerotiniaceae
Source: the annotation of a GenBank genome assembly